This is a messenger RNA of Paramecium sonneborni, 225 nucleotides long. The record is from the annotation of a GenBank genome assembly. Lineage: Eukaryota; Ciliophora; Oligohymenophorea; Peniculida; Parameciidae.
AUGCUCAAUUUGAAUUUACAACUAAAUAAAGAUUAAGAUUAAUUCAUCAAAAUGAAGAUGAUGAUAUUGAUAACAAUAUAGAAUUUUAUGAUUAAAUUACAUUCCCAAUAGAUGAAAAUAAUUUUGUUGGAUACGAAAACUAAAGAAUACCAAGUAACUGAAAUGAUGAUGAAAUUGGUUUUGCCAUCUUAGAAUUUUACAUAUUCAUAAUAAAGCCAUUUUUGA